CAGAAAUCUUGACAUCAUCCCUUUCUUGUAUAUUUGGGUUUCCAGUUGAAUUUCCAUGUGAUCAAAGUUCUACUCUGCAUGCGAUCUUGCGAUAAGGAACUUGAUUUAAACUCACAUUGCUGUCCAUGAGAAGAGUUGACCCGAAGAAAGAGCAGGUACAGACAAAAUAGUAAAGUUAUUCACUCCGUAACUUUAACUUUAACUUUAAUAACCCGUUGUUGACUUACGGUAUUUCUCUCGCGUAAAUGCGUAUGAUUACGAAUACUUUAACACAAGCCUUUGAAAAUAAGUGUAUGGUGAAGAUAUAUUUGAUACAUAAGCUACUUUUUUUCUUUUUUUCAGGACGAUUGCGUCGCCUCUUCACGAGCUCCGGGUGUAAUUAUUUCGUUUGAAGGACCGUUCUCGAGAAUAUCAUGUGAAGGGUAAGAAGAUUCAUGAAAUAUGAAUUGAUGCGCACUAAAAGGUCACUUUAUUUAAAUUUCAUACUUUAGUAAGAGUCUGUUUUGUACUCAGACCAGUUGUUUUACUACCAGCAGUCGUUACUGAUCUAGAUUAAAGGGACAGGGAAAUGCUUUAGUUAAGAUUGGAACACGUAAUGCGUAUCAGUGAGGGCGGAAAUUGCUGUUUCCGUAGGCGACAGGAAACUGAAAGCGAAACCCUUUCUUCGCAGUUCGAUUUCCGUCGCUAGAGAAUGACUUGCCUUCUCCAAUUCAAUAUGUUUUCCGAGAACUCGAGUUAGGCAUUAUUUAUCGAUGAUAUUUUUUCGACAAAAUUAUUGUGCCUUUAAAUUCAAUCUGAUAAACCAUAGGACAAUUGUGACCACAAGUAAUGUUUGGGACAAAUCGUCCAGUCUUAGUUAUAGUUAACUAAUUUUCCACAAAAUGUGGCUCUUAUUUGGUGCAUAUAAGCAGAUAAAUCUAACAGUGUUAAAACAUAAUUAUUAACCAUGGAAGAGGGUGGGAUGGAAAGAAAAUGGCGACUGAGGUUCAGUGUGCACUGAAGAGGCUAUUGAGCAUUUGUGCUUCAGCAUAUAGCUUUACUUCACUAGUAACAGGAACCACUGAAUAGUCUACAGAUGUUAAAUUUAUGCAACAGCCAAUUUGAAGCUAAGUUUCCCAAAGACUAUCAAUAUUUUCCUUCGCAGUUUGUCGAAUGACAUAUUUACAUAUUAGAUUUCCUCAGUUUCCAGUUUCAACCUGCUGACUGAAGUUAGCAGACACAUGCAGUAUCCAUGAAUUGAUAUAUCUGAAGAUUUUACCAUUAUAGGAUUCCUCUUGAGUUCAAUUAUUUUCCAACAACCCCUUUUGAGCGUGAUCGAGUGAAACAGCCUUAUGUUGUUUAUGUCUUUCAGAUUAUCCUAAAGCUUUCUUCAGUUCAUUACACUGUUCAAUAGCAACAAUUACUGCCUUAACCCUUUAACUCCCAGAUCCAAUUUGUAAUUCUCCUUACUGUCAGUCAUACAAUUCUUAUAAUGUUAGUUCAUCGAAUUUAGCAUUGGAUCAACUAAUUAUCCCCGAAUUGAUAUUUUUCUUAAAUCUUGUCACUUAUUUGGUUGAUAACAUAUUUAUAUUGUAAGGAGAAAUUUGGUGUUGGUCACUCAUGGGAGUUAAAGGAAUAAAUAUAGCACCUUAAAUGGAAUUUUUGUGACUGUCAAUAUCUCUCACAUUUGAUUAAUAUUUAUUUUAUGUUUUUCUUUUACAGUAAUUAUUACAUGUCCAUCAUUUUCUGACUGCUCAUAUUGUGAUUUUUUGAAGGCAGGAAAUCUAAACAGGGUAGGUAUAUAUGUUUUUUUUUUCAUUUUUUCCCUCUUUAAAUAUGAUACAUAUAUGUAAGGAUUUUUUGUGUCUUAUUCUCAUGAGAAUGAAAAAUGUUCAUGUUAUUAUUUGCUAUUCUCUUUUUUUCAUGAAUAUCAUUUUGCUUUGAAUAUGAAACAUAGUGGUAAAGUAGCAAGAUAGGUCACUAAUUAAAUUUGCAUCAAUCUUUACCCAGUGGUUCAAUCCUUUGAAUUUAUGCUCAGGAGUAUAAAUUGGAUGUUGUCAUCCUUCACUAGUGCUUGACACCAUGUCUUAUUAUGUUGCACCUGGCAGCUGAAAUGCUUCUAAUGAUUAAAAAGUUGCUUUGGUCGUUACAGGUGUAAUGACCAAUGUAGGAUGCAACUGGUCGCUGUAAUGCAAGGUUCUGUAUUUGUGACCCUCCAUAUGAUUUUUGGGAGAAGGGUGAUAGCAAGCUCACAACAUGCUUCUACUUAAAAAUAUUUGUGUUUAUAAUUAUCAACUUCCUGAUUAGCAAAAACAAAGUUGGAACAUGUGGCUGCGAAUGAGUUCCAUUAGGAUUUAAAGCAGACACUUUAAUUACUUUUUUCGUGUGGAGGUUACUUUUGAUGAUGUUUGUAGCAUGUUGAAGCACAAAAUCUUACUCAGUGCUGGAAAAAUUGUGAUGAUUGUGUAAACAAUUCAACAUGUUCAAGAUAUUCAUAAAUUGCCAUUACAUAUAGCUAUUAAUUAUAACAGCCAAUUUGUUCAGUUUCUGUAAAAGUAUAUCUCAUUAGAUGACCAGAUUGACGUUUAGGGGAUGAUAAAAAUAAUGAAAACCAUCAAGGCCCACAUCAUUUUACAACUGCUUAAAUGGUGAAAUUUAAAAUUUUUCAUAUCCGUCCCAAUCAUGGAUUUUUGGAAUAAGAAGACCCUAAAUUGUUUAAAAAAUAGUAAUCUGAAAGUUGACUUUGUGGGAAAUGGCUAAGAGAGACUGUUUAUUUUCGUCCAAUGAAAAGUGUGUGCUUAUUUAAACGUUGAAAAUGAAUGGAAAUAAUACACUACCAUAAGCCAUUCAGUAAAAAUUAUAAUAAGCCAGUUGAUUCAGCUGUAAAUAAGCGUAUCAUUGGGAGGUCUUUUCUUAUAGGUAGAAUUUCGGGCACCUUUUCCUCAGUGUGAUCAUGAAUUUGACAUGGAGACAGAUGUUUUUACGUCUGCACUCACAGUGUUUUGUCAUUUAGGAUCGAAGAAAUUGAAUUUCAGUGUUUUGACUGCCUCUUACAGUAUGUAUCAAUAUUCUUUAAAAAUUAUACAUGAGUAUUAUAGUUCUGCAUCUUUUUAGUGAUCACAUUGAGCCAAGCCAGGAUCAAGUUAGUCCCCGUUAGGGAAAUGACUCAAAAUUUUUGACAAGUAUCUUUGUUCUUUGAAUAGGGAGCUUUAUAUUCUGAUAACAUAUGAAUUGAUGUGUAGGGGUUGAAUUAGUGCUGCUCAUACAUCUAUCAAGGAAAGUUUCCUUUAAAAUGUGAGAAUGCAAGAAUCUGAGGGAAAAAAACUUAAAUUUAAUCAGAUCUGCUUUAAUUGUUUCCAGCAGUUAGUCCUAAGUUGGUAAACCAUGGAUAAGCUAACUCCUGAGGAAACGCGAUGGCUUGUGGUUGGAAUUGGCAUUUUAAAGGUUCUUACACCUGCAAUUAGGAGUGUCGUUGGGAAAGAAAUACGUCAAUUGUAUCAGAAAAUGGUUCUUGAACCAACUUACAUUCAUUUACAAACAUCCUCUUCUUAUCUUGAAAGAUUUCCACCUUCUACUGUGGACCUUGAAUAUAAGAACAUCAACAACAACGCAAAACAUCCAUAUGAUUGCAACUAUGAUCGCCGUGUUAAAGAUGAACUGUCAUUAGCUAAACUGUUUGUGACGCCAUCCUCGUCGGGUUUCAUAGGUUUUGAUGAAACAAUGGAUUCAUCUGCAGCACUCUCGAUUUUAUGUGCAGCACCAAACUAUGUUUCUAAUGGAACUAGUGUUAUCGCAAGGGAUGUACGUAAAUUGGUUCGUAAUGAAUGGGGCCAUUGUAAGAUUGCAAUUUGGACUGAAGCUUAUUACCAGAAGUGUUUUCAGCUUAUGAAAAAACUGAUCUCAAAACUGAACCUUCCUGAAGCAUCGAAAAAAGAUUUUUUGAAAGACUUGCAAGAGUGGAGACAGAAAGGUGAGUGACAUUAAGGAAAAUUUUAGUUGGGUAUCUUUUGUAAAGUACGUUUUGGUGAAUAAUUAACACGUAGCGGACUGUGUUUGACAAAAUGUUGGGAUUUGUCCAACGAAUAUCUCUCCUUACUAUUUAAGGGAUCGAGAUGUGUGUCGGACAACAGAUCAGCAGUGAGGUGUUAAAGCUUCUUCACGAGGAAAUGGCAGCAUUAUGGACAUCUGUUGAAGAAAAUAAAGAAUCCUGGGGAAAAAGCCACAAGGGACUGAGAGACAAUCUUAGCAAUUUGAAAGGGCGAGUCAAAGAACUUGAAGCGAAACAUGCUGAUUUGAAGAGAGGUCUAAACUUCGUUAAAGAAGAUUGCUUGAAACUGAAAAAAGAAGGAGUGAUUUUGUCACAAAAAAUCGACAGGCUGAAUUCAAGAGAAGAGACUGUCCCUCCGGACAUGUCUGCGAGCGGUAAUUAAGUUUUAAUUGGAGUUUCAAGUCCUUUACGAUGAAGAGUUGUAAAACCAAAGCUGAACAAAGUCUGAUACUCCGAUAGCUAGAUUAUGACGAUUAUAACGACCAAUCAUAACGCGUGUAGUAUUCAGUUCACAACGCUAUAGAAGAUGGCUUAAUUAGCAGCUUGAAAAGCAUUGUCUGGUGCUGUUUCUUUAACUACUAAAAAUGUAAUAACAUGGGUUGUACUUAUAAUUGUUCCUUUUUCAUCUUCAGGACUCCACUGGAAAUUACUCGUAUUCGUUCUUCUUCUCGCAUUUGUAUUGUUCCUUUAUGAACAAUCUUUCGGAGAAUGCGGCAUGUUCCAUUAUUGGUACUCCAGGGCAGGUAGAUUCAAACACCGAGAUACUUUUCACCUGUUUCAUGGCACGCCAUUGCUAUCCACUUGUCAGUGUAUUAAUCCACCCUUAUUAUGAAAAGUUAAUGGCUCCUUGAUCUAAUGAAAUUAUCACAUAAAUUAAGAAGCAAAGAGAGAUAGAAGAAAGAACAAGAAUAGCUGGUGAAAAGAGAAAACAUGAAAUAGUUUGGCAUCAAAAUUCACACUUUGACAAACGUCGUUUAGGAAACAAGUUGUUGUCAAUAUGUCAGUCUACAAAAACUUCGUGAAGUUAAAGGAUGUGGAGUCUAUAUUUGCGAGUCUAACGCCUUACAAAUAUACCAGAAGUAACUAGGCACUUUGUAAGCAAAUUGUCAGGGGAGCCUGUUGAAACGCUGGGAGUAAGCUUGCGAUGGACUGGCACUCCGUCAAGGGGGGAGUAGUAAUACUCCUAGUCUGGGAUAACUUCCGGCUGGUGGGGUCACUUGGAUCGAGC
Molecule: messenger RNA, 5255 nt
Organism: Pocillopora meandrina
Lineage: Eukaryota; Metazoa; Cnidaria; Anthozoa; Scleractinia; Pocilloporidae
Source: the annotation of a GenBank genome assembly